Messenger RNA from Xyrauchen texanus (razorback sucker), 2649 nucleotides. RefSeq names its product tyrosine-protein kinase BTK-like. Gene Ontology annotation, biological process: intracellular signal transduction; B cell receptor signaling pathway; adaptive immune response. The coding region runs from base 152 to 2071 and encodes 639 amino acids. The transcript is spliced from 18 exons. The record is from RefSeq and is a predicted model, not a curated record. NCBI's taxonomy places the organism in Eukaryota, Metazoa, Chordata, Actinopteri, Cypriniformes, Catostomidae. Gene Ontology annotation, molecular function: non-membrane spanning protein tyrosine kinase activity; protein binding; ATP binding.
GGGUAACAAGAGUCCUGUGGUAGGGUGGAGUUUUGUCCACUGCUGAUCACAUUCACAGUCUGGUUUAAUAACCCGCAUUCUAUCUAAGACUGGUCUCAUCCUGGUGCAGGAUCACUGGUGAAGAAAACUGAGAAGAUUACAUUCCAUUUAAAUGAUCAUGCCAGACAGCAUUCUGGAGGAGAUUUUUAUAAAACGAUCCCAGCAAAAGAAGAAGACCUCACCUUUAAACUUCAAAGAGAGGUUGUUUGUCCUCACGCAGGAUAAGAUAUCAUACUACGACUAUGACAUUGAUAAAGGGAAAAGAAAAGGGCUGAAGGGCUAUGUGGAUAUUGAAAAGGUCAAAUGUGUGGAGGUUGUGUUACCCGAAGACAGCGCACCUACUGAGCGACUCUUCCCAUUUCAGAUAAUAUAUGAUGAAGGUCCCCUGUAUGUAUUUGCAAAGUCAGAUCAAGUUCGAAAGCAGUGGAUACACGAAUUAAAGAAUGUGGUAAGGUUCAACAAAGACUUGAUGCAGAAGUACCACCCCUGCUUCUGGGAGGAUGGAAUGUGGAAAUGUUGCAAGCAGGAGGUUAAGCAGGCCAUGGGUUGCAGAGUGCUGGAGACCAAAAAUGGAGGGUUUCCAAGCAGAGGUUCCAGGAAGCGUGAUUCCAGGAAGCCUCUUCCACCAACACCGCCUGAGGAAAAGUCAUCCAGACCACUACCCCCCCAGCCACCCACGCCUGCAGGCUUUAGUGUGGGCAUGACUGUUAUAGCUGAAUAUGAGUACACACCAAUGGCUCCCCAUGACUUGGAGUUGAGAAAAGAUGAAGAGUACACACUUUUAGAAACCAAUGAUACUAACUGGUAUAAAGCUAGAGAUAAGUACGGAAAUGAGGGCUACAUCCCAAGUAACUAUAUUGCUCAAGCCUUGAAUGGAUUGGAGAAAUAUGACUGGUACUGCAAGAACAUCAACCGAAGUCAAGCAGAGAAUUUACUGAAAACAGAAAAUAAAGAUGGUGGUUUCUUGGUGAGAGACUCUGGAAAAUACACUGGAAAAUACACUGUCUCUGUCUUCACCAAGGCUGGUGGGGAGAGUGUUGGCAGCUGCAGACACUACAACAUAUGCAUCACCACACAAGGCCAGUUCUAUCUAGCAGAGAAGCACAACUUUAUCAGUAUCCCAGAACUUAUCAAUUACCACCAGCAUAAUGCAGCAGGUCUGGUGAGCAGACUAAAAUACAUUGUGUCAAAUCGAGCUCAGCAUGCUCCGUCCACCGCUGGUCUGGGUUAUGGUGGCUGGGAGAUCGAUCCUCGUCAGCUUACAUUUAUCAGAGAACUUGGCAAUGGGCAGUUUGGUGUGGUAAAGUAUGGGAAGUGGCAAGGCCGUCAUGAUGUGGCCAUUAAAAUGGUCAAAGAGGGCUCAAUGUCUGAGGAUGACUUCAUUGAGGAGGCCAAGGUCAUGAUGAAACUCUGUCAUGAAAACCUGGUGCAGCUCUAUGGCGUUAGCACAAAACAAAGACCCAUCUACAUCGUCACAGAAUAUCUGGCCAAUGGAUGUCUGCUAAGCUACUUACGGGACGUCUUGCAGCACCCCUCUGGCAUUCUGCUCCUUGAAAUGUGUAAAGAUGUCAGCGAGGGCAUGGCCUACUUAGAGGCCAAUCAGUACAUUCACAGAGACCUGGCUGCAAGGAACUGUUUAGUAGAUUCAAAUGGAACCAUUAAAGUGACUGAUUUUGGAUUGUCAAGGUAUGUCCUGGAUGAUGAGUACACCAGCUCUGCUGGCUCAAAGUUCCCUGUGCGCUGGUCACCUCCUGAAGUCCUCCUUUACUGCAAGUUUAGCAGCAAGUCAGACAUCUGGGCAUUUGGUGUUUUGAUGUGGGAGAUUUAUACUCUAGGCAGAAUGCCAUAUGAUCGGUGGAACAAUACAGAGAUAGUGGACAAAGUAUCUGCAGGUCACCGGCUUUAUCGCCCACAGAUGGCCAAUGACAAAGUUUUUUCCAUUAUGACUAGCUGUUGGCAUGAGAGACCAGAAGAACGACCCACGUUCCAGGAUCUUGUCAUAAUCAUCAAGGAUUUGCUCUUCAAUAUGUAAUAUUCAUAACCAUAGACAACUUCCCUGGAUCCUUGGACAUUAAGAACACAGUCCAUCAUAUGCAAUGGUUUUGUGUAUGGGACAGCAAGAAUCACUCAAUGGCUUGUGUUUAAAAUGUUGCAGUCUUUGGUUUGAGCCAAGAAAAAUGGCGAUUUGAAUGAAAUUUCACCCUUUUCCUUACACUUUCCUAAAGCUAUGCUUUAUUUAUAAAAUUCACUGUGCAAGUUUCAUAUCCAUGUAAAAAGUUACUCUUUAUUAUAUUAAUACAACAAUGAAUAAUAACCAGCAACAACAAUAAUAGCAAUAGAAAAUUCUGGAUUUUAUGCAUUUCAUGUACAUAAUGACUGUGUAGUGAUUUUAAUUGUUGAUUUAACUGAGACUUGACAGUACAAAAACAAUAUGAGUAAACUUGAGUAAUACCAAAGUAACAAAGUAGCACCUAAUAGAAAUCUUCCGGUCUUAGUGUGUAAAUAUUUCUGGAAUUAAAAUGACAUCUCUUGUGGCUGAAUUCUGUGGCAUAUUUAAUAUAAGAUUACACUUUGUCCUUUAAUUUAGCUGUUUAAUAAAAAAAGAGUGGU